AUGGCGACUUCAGAACAGGACAUGCCCUUUAUAAGGAACCUGGCGUCAAGCGAUCGCCGCAUCCGCACGAAAGCCCUGGCCUCCCUCCAGACCUACCUCACGGCGCAACGAAAGCUCGACCACCUGACGGCGCUCAAGCUAUGGAAGGGUCUCUUCUUCGCCAUGUGGAUGUGCGACAAGCCGGUGCCGCAGCAGAACCUCGCCAACGACAUGGCCGACCUCUACGCAUCGCUGCCGGGCGCGAAACCGAUGGACGCCAGCAAGCCCGACAGCAACGACAAUGUUACCAUCUGGUUCACGGCCGCGUACGAGGUGCUGGCGCCGCAGUGGACAGAGAUUGACGUGCUGCGCAUGGAGAAGUUCCUGCGGCUCGUGCGCCGCAUGUUCGCGGCACAGCUGCGCUGGGUGGGCGACAAGCAGUGGGCCACGGAGAGGCAGGACAAGACGAUCGCGCUGCUGAAGCAGUGGCACUUUGAGAGCGAGGGCGACGUCGGCCGCGUGCCGCCCGGUCUGCGGCUGCACGCGCUCGACAUCUGGGUCGACGAGAUGGAGAGGGUCGGGCUCUUCGAGGGCGAGGGCGAGGAGGCUGAGGCCAAGCUGGCGUUUGCGCACAGGCUGCGGGCAGAGCUCGUCGAGCCGCUGACGAGCUGUCCCAUCAAGUCUGUGCGGACGAGCGCGCGGGCAGAGCUCGAAGAUGAGAGGCUGCCGUGGAACCAGGGCAAGAUGGACGAGGAUGCCGACGGUGCCGAGGCUGUGGGCAAGGAGGGCGGCGACGACGAUGACGAUGAGUGGGACGGUUUCAGGGAUUAG
Molecule: messenger RNA, 810 nt
Organism: Verticillium alfalfae VaMs.102
Lineage: Eukaryota; Fungi; Ascomycota; Sordariomycetes; Glomerellales; Plectosphaerellaceae
Product: rRNA processing protein RRP1
Exons: 2
Coding region: 1-810 (269 amino acids)
Biological process (GO): rRNA processing
Cellular component (GO): preribosome, large subunit precursor; preribosome, small subunit precursor; nucleus
Source: RefSeq, a predicted model, not a curated record